This is a messenger RNA of Cercocebus atys (sooty mangabey), 3093 nucleotides long. It is a transcript of the gene SLC25A38, whose product is annotated as solute carrier family 25, member 38. The record is from RefSeq and is a predicted model, not a curated record. Gene Ontology annotation, biological process: glycine import into mitochondrion. The coding region runs from base 1448 to 2308 and encodes 286 amino acids. The transcript has 9 exons. NCBI's taxonomy places the organism in Eukaryota, Metazoa, Chordata, Mammalia, Primates, Cercopithecidae. Gene Ontology annotation, molecular function: glycine transmembrane transporter activity. Gene Ontology annotation, cellular component: mitochondrial inner membrane; mitochondrion.
CCAGCCUAAGCAUCAGAGCAAGACCUUGUCUCUAAAUAAGUAAAUAAAUAAUAAAACAAAAGAUGACUCUGGCUGCAGGGUAAAGAGUGGAUUAGAGGGGUCAUAUAGAUGACAAAUGAGUAAAAAAGUAAUGGCAGUCGCCAAGGCAGGAGAUAACAGGGUUCUCAGCUGGAAUGGAUUGGUGGAUUUGAGAGCUGUUUUGGAGGUAGAGUGAGCAAGUGUGGAGAGGCCAAGUCCAAGGAUAGUGCUCAGGUUUCUGGCUGGGUGGCUCGAGAAAUGGCAGGGCAUUCACUGGGACAGGGCACCUUGAAGGAGGAGCUGGUUGGAGGUGUGGGAGAAAAGUUCAGGUUUGGAAGUGUCAUCUGAGGUGGCCGUGGGACAUCUGAGUAAGUGACUGUGUGAGACUGAGCUCCAGUGAGAGGUUGAGAGUGUGGAGGGAGGUGGAAAUGGAACCCCUGGAAGUGGAUAAAGAGCCAUGGAAGUAUGGUUCAUUUAAGGGAGAGGCCAGAGAAGUGGGAGGAAAACCAGGACAGUAUUAAUCUCUGAAGCCAAAGGAAGAGAGCAUUGCAAGGAGGGAGUGAUGGUGAAUAGUGGAAUGCCCUGAGUGGCCUAAGUGUCCUGGAUUUUCACUUUAGACUGGGUGGUAUGGUGAAAAGAGUAUGAACUUUAAGUCCUGGCCAGUGGCUUCAAUCCCUGUGACAUGGGACACAUUUGUAACUUCUGUGAGCUCCAGUUUAAUCUGUAAAACGAGUUUAAAAUACCUAGCUCAUAAGAUGCUAUGAGAUUUUGAGGUGGUGUCUAUAGAUGCCUUGCCCAGUGCUACUCUGGGAGUAGAGUUGAGGGUGGGUUGGCAUAGUUGAGGUUGGAGACUGCUGCAGAGGUCAUUAGGAUGGAUCAGUGGAGGCCAGACUGGGAAGACUGAGGGCUUGGUCAGUGGGACUUGGUCAUGAAGCAGCAGGCUGGUGAGUUUUAUGUGUCUCUGAGGUUUCCAACCUGGAUUCCUGGAGUAUCCCCGUGUGGACUGGAGAAGAGGCAAGUGCAGAAGAACUGUUGACCAGGUUUCCAUUUUGGACAUGUUGAAUUUGAGAUGCCUGUGGGCCAUUUGACUGAAAACAAGGAGACAUUAGCAGAGUCCGGGGAGAGGCUGACCUGGGCUGGUGAUGUGGGCGUAACUAGCAUGUGUGUGAAGCCUGGGUAUGGGUGAGGUUACUCUGAAAGGAGAUAAGAGGAGCAGUCCUAGGUGAAGGGCAGGCCAAGGAGGAGAAGGAGAGAGAAACCAGAAACUGCGAGGAGAGGCACUCAGCCAUAUGGCAUAUACCAGAGAGGCCAAUCUUAUGAGGAAUUCCAGUUAUAACUGGCUCCUUUGGUGGAAUUUGAGAUGCACUCUCUUCUCUGUUAAGCAAAUACCGCAGAUUACACACAUUUCAGUUUCAGGUAUGAAGAAAACAUGAAGCACCACCAGUUACAUCCAGUGAUCAAGGCUUUCCUGUGUGGCUCCAUCAGUGGGACCUGUUCUACCCUCCUUUUCCAACCUCUGGAUCUCCUUAAAACACGCCUGCAAACCCUCCAGCCCUCAGAUCAUGGGUCUAGACGUGUUGGGAUGUUGGCUGUACUCUUGAAGGUGGUUCGCACGGAGAGUCUUUUGGGCCUUUGGAAAGGGAUGUCCCCUUCCAUUGUGAGAUGUGUGCCUGGCGUUGGAAUCUACUUUGGCACUCUCUACUCUUUGAAGCAGUAUUUCUUGCGAGGCCAUCCCCCAACCGCCCUGGAGUCGAUCAUGCUGGGGGUGGGCUCUCGCUCUGUUGCAGGGGUCUGUAUGUCACCUAUCACGGUAAUCAAGACGCGCUAUGAGAGUGGGAAAUAUGGCUAUGAGAGUAUCUACGCUGCCCUGAGGAGCAUCUGUCGCAGCGAGGGGCACCGGGGCCUCUUCAGUGGCCUGACAGCAACUCUCCUUCGAGAUGCGCCCUUUUCAGGAAUCUACCUGAUGUUUUACAACCAGACCAAAAACAUAGUGCCCCAUGACCAGGUGGAUGCAACCCUUAUUCCUAUUACAAAUUUCAGCUGUGGGAUAUUUGCUGGUAUUCUGGCCUCACUGGUAACUCAACCUGCAGAUGUUAUCAAAACUCAUAUGCAGCUUUACCCACUGAAGUUUCAAUGGAUUGGUCAAGCAGUGACACUUAUUUUCAAAGACUAUGGACUACGUGGCUUCUUCCAAGGUGGCAUCCCCCGAGCCCUCCGCAGAACUCUAAUGGCAGCAAUGGCGUGGACAGUGUAUGAAGAGAUGAUGGCCAAGAUGGGCCUGAAGUCCUGACCAACAGAGGAUUGGGAAAGGGUGAAAUCUAUUGCCCUGCUUGGUUUCUGCCAAGGGCUGCUGCUGCUGCUUACUAUUCUGCAGUAAGAUGAUGUCCUACCUGGAAAGCCAGGCAGAAAUUGUGUUGCCUUUGCCUUCGGUAAUCCCUUUAAGGAGAAAAUAUAUGGACCUGAUUUGAGCCUUCAGAAUCUCCAAAAGAGAUGUCACCAAUACAUAGAGCACACUGGGGUGUUAGGAGAGACCUCUGCAUACCCUGAGAGGCUACUUGGAAAGGCAUUUUCCCAGGAGAGCUCUGUUAGGUGGCUGUACUUCAGCCCCGCACCUACACCACAGUGUCUCCUUGGGUAUGUUCUUGGGCAAGGAAUCUCAAAGCCAGAGAAGCUGUAAGCUGCCUGCCGGGCCUGAGGAGCUCCAGCCAGGGAAGACUGGAUGUGAGGAGAUGAGUCACUGUCACCAGGUCACAGAAUGACUGAGGUGAUGGUAGGAUGAGAGGAACAGAUGCCCGUCUUUAAUUGGUUCUCAAUCAACUUCUCAGAGGCUCUGGAGAAUGGGACAGUGGCUUUCUAGCCUCUGAAUGUCCAGAUAAAAUUUUUUGAUCUUGGCCCCUGUACUGUUUUACCUCUAAAUUCUGGCAUUUUUUUUUUCCCUGCAAUUAAAGUGUUUUACUUUAUUUAUUGAACUUUAUCAUUGAAAGCCUAAAAGGUGUUGUCACAGUUCUUUUUUCUUUACCUGUGCCUUGUAAAAAUGGACUGAACCCUUUUCUAAAAUAAAAUAGUUCUAGGGUG